AUCUUCCUUUACUACCACCAUGCCAUUUGGAGAAAUUAUCUGCGGUUCUCCAGGAUCUGGAAAAUCAACCUACUGCUACGGAAAGCACCAACUUUUCACUGCUCUAGGCCGACCAAUAUCUAUCGUCAAUCUUGACCCGGCCAAUGACAAUAUUCCCUACCCAUGCGCAAUCGAUAUCUCUUCCCUCAUUACUCUGCAGGAUGUGAUGAAUGAAUAUCAGCUCGGCCCCAAUGGUGGCAUGCUCUACUGUAUGGAAUAUCUCGAGGCCAAUUAUGACUGGCUAGAAGACCGACUGAAGGAGCUUGGAAAGGAUGCCUAUGUGCUCUUCGACCUCCCAGGUCAAGUAGAGUUGAGUACGAACCAUGAAAGCGUGAAGAGGAUUAUAGAGCGGCUGACCAAGGGUGGGUUUCGGUUGGCUGCUGUUCAUCUAUGUGACGCUCACUACAUAACGGACGCAUCGAAAUACGUUUCGGUCCUCCUUCUGUCUUUGCGUGCGAUGCUUCACCUCGAGCUUCCGCAUGUAAAUGUGCUUUCGAAAAUUGAUUUGAUAUCCCAAUACGGUGACCUGGAUUUCAAUCUUUCGUUUUACACUGAGGUGCAAGACCUUUCAUAUCUAUCAAAUGCGCUAGAGGCUUCAGCUCCCCGGCGUUAUGCAGCCCUCAACAUGGCCCUCAUAUCUCUGAUUGAAGAUUAUAGUCUUGUCGGAUUCGAGACCUUAGCUGUAGAGGACAAGGCGUCUAUGAUGCACCUCACGCGCACCAUCGAUCGUGUUACUGGAUAUGUCUUUGUACCUCCGGCGAACUCGCCAAUGCCUCCCGAUGCCAUCCCAGAUCAACAUAAUGUCCCAUCGUCUGCUCGACCGAACACAUAUGCGCUUUUCUCGAGUGCUAUAAACUCCGCUGGUGGGUAUGACGUGAGGGAUGUGCAGGAGCGGUGGAUUGAUGCCAAAGAAGAGUGGGACGAAUGGGAGAAAGCCAUGUGGAAGAAAGAAGGAGAGGCAGCAAGGGCCGCGAAUCCAGCGACAGGUAUCAAAUAGUACACCUGGUCUGCCCUGGAGAGCACUACCUUGGCGACAAGAUGGCGAUUCCUCAAACUGACCUGCUUUAUUGGCGUCAUCGUGGGUAACUCGUAUAGACCUAACCACUUGCGACAUCGACAUGGAUACAAUAGGUAUAUUAGUGACCGUUAGAAUCGUUUCCCGUGUCAUCAUAGUACAAUGUGUAUGAGGGCAUCCGCUGUCACUGAGCUGCAAGGGAAUGGAAAAGAAACGCAAUUGGAAUGCAUCAUUUCUUCCCUUGUUCCUAGCUAUCUACGCUGAUACUGCUGCCACUGACAGUAGGAGACACAAUUCAGCCACAGUGCGGCAUGCCUGGCACGUUCACCAUUUUCAUCUCCACGUAUUUGAUUGGUUCAUCGACACACUCAGGAUGCUACCGCCGAUUUUUGCAGGACAAUGCUCAUAAUAUAUUAG
Molecule: messenger RNA, 1471 nt
Organism: Desarmillaria tabescens
Lineage: Eukaryota; Fungi; Basidiomycota; Agaricomycetes; Agaricales; Physalacriaceae
Product: cytoplasmic protein
Exons: 3
Coding region: 20-1036 (338 amino acids)
Cellular component (GO): cytoplasm
Molecular function (GO): GTPase activity
Source: RefSeq, a predicted model, not a curated record